Messenger RNA from Metopolophium dirhodum (rose-grain aphid), 543 nucleotides. RefSeq lists its product as uncharacterized. The record is from RefSeq and is a predicted model, not a curated record. Lineage: Eukaryota; Metazoa; Arthropoda; Insecta; Hemiptera; Aphididae. The transcript has a single exon. The coding region runs from base 1 to 543 and encodes 180 amino acids.
AUGUUGACAAAGAAGUGGGCGUACCGGGAUCCAGUGUUCUUAAUAGGAAGACGCCCAGUUCCUUUACUAAAGAAGGUGCGAUAUCUAGGACUUCAUAUUGACCCGCACUUAACCUUUAGUGCUCACUUUAGGACCGUCUCGGCCAAGGCCCUCGGAGGGCCCUCUCAAUCCAAGAGAGCGAUGUUAAUGUCAGUGGUGAACAGCAGGUUACUGUACGCCUCAUCGACAUGGGCAAAAAGAGGAACAGAGUACGCUAUUUUUCGGAAACUUAUGAUUCGGCCCCAGAGGUUGGCGGCACUUAAAGUGACAAGGACAUACCACACCGUCUCUGCUGAGGCAGCCUUAUUCCUCACGGGAACUCCUCUGGGUGAUCUUUUCGCUUUGGAACGCAAAGGAGUUCAGAGCAAAAUGGACGACUCAGAUAUAUUGGGUUCUAAGGGUGAAAUCCGGAAAGAUCAACGCGAUAUCCUGCUCGCUGACUGGUCCAGUAGGUGGAGGCAUGGCAAAAAUGCAGUUGGACGCGUAAGAUCCUCCCAGACUUGA